CACCACCCCUCUCACAUCUGGACAGAAGGAUGUUGUUCUUAUCCUCUGUGAGCCUCUGGGCCCAAUCAGAUGUGGUCAGAGACUCAGAGGAUCAUUUCUUUAUGCUGUGGACACAGUUUGCUUAAAAAUAAAAUGUGUGGAAACCUGGUAUGAGGUCUUGUGAGAUAGCCUGCCCUGGUGGCAUCUGUACACAGCUGCCUACUGAAUCUUUUGUUUGCCGAGUUGUUGGGUGUAAGGACCUGCUGUACCCCUUGUCUUGUAAACCAAGGAGAUUAUACCUUAGGGGCUCUUAUUUUUGUUUUGUAUAUACAGUAUUUAUUUUAGCUACUGUGUUCAUCUCCGACCUUUGUAUUUCUGCUAAAAUACCUUUAUGAGUGUAUGUCAUAAUUUUCUCAGAGGGUGUCUACAUCUCAAUGAAAGGAACUGUUCUUUUUCACUGUCAGGAAAAUGUGAAACUCUAGAAAGGAUCAUGCAGUGUGAAACUAAAGAGGGCUGAUAUUUACCUAAAAACUGUUGAUUUAAGCUGCCUGAUGAUAGAUAGCUCCCCAAAACAAAAAAACUAGUGAAUUUUUUUGGUCUUUGCCCCCAUCAGAGGUUGACAUUGUCAUUUUCCAAUGAAAUAAGUAACGAGGACUUCAGGAUCUUGUUUGGUGGCCAAAGCCACUGUAGAAACCUAAUCAGAGUCUCUCAUUCUGUAAGUAAAUCUCUCUGUGGAUUAAAAGGCUCUGUUCUGAAUCUCAAACACAUAAACGGAAGCUCUUAUGAUAUUGCCAGAGCAGUGGUCUAAUAUUAUACAUAUUAUGACAGGCAACUUUAAGACUUAAUCAUCUUUCCAGAGAGCUACGUAGUUACUGGCUCAGGUCAGGGAAGAAAAGAUCAUCAUAGGAGCCUGAAAAAGAACCUUAGCUCUUUAAUAAUUUGUACCCUGUGAUUGCCCAGCAAGGCAAUAUUUGAAGAUUCUUCUUUUAAUCCUUUUUGGAGUUCUCGUGGAAAGAUGCUUUUAGCAGUCUCAUGCAUGUCUAUUUCUAAGAAAGUCACACUUGGUGAUCUGUAGUACAUUUACUGUAUAAGCUUAACAUGACCGGUACUAAUGCAAAUCCCAUGUGGAUUAUAUCUGAACCUUGUGCCUUUUCAGAGUCACAGAAAAUAGACUAUCACUCAAACCACAGGAAAUUUGGGAGGCUGUAAGAUAAUGGUGACUGAACCAUUACUACAUUUCCCCUGCUCAGAUGUGGAUGUCUCAAAAACUACUUAUAUCCUUAACAUUAAACUCAGCAUCUUUAAAUUAUCACUGCCCCGGCCCCUUGUUUAUUGGUGUCCACAUUUCUUCUUCUAGGCAGAAAUACUCUCUUUUAAUUUGGAUGCUCUGAGCUGGAAAUGAGAAAUCCCCCUUUAAAAAAGGGAUGGUCUCUCUGUGGCUAAGAUGCUAAGAGCAAGACUGGAAGCUACUGUAAUCCAUCCUCCAUGAAGCCACCCCUAAGAUGCCCAGGAGCCACACAAACACACAAUAAAGUGAUGGCUGCAUGGGCACUUUCAGUUUAGCAGAGAAGCCCACACUUCAAACAGUGCGAUGUGCACCUUGUCUUGGCCCCAUGUGUACGCAAUGAUCCACGUGCAUUUGCCCAGACCUGUUACCUGGCCUUGGGGGCUGCAGAUGUAUGCUUGGGAUGUGUUGUUUUAAGAAGGAUGAUUGAAAUUUAGCUAACAAUUUUUAAAGUUAGCUUUGUUAAAAAAAAAUCCUUUGAGAUGGAGCUGCAAGGUAAAUAAAAAAGAUUCAAAAUUUUUUUUUUUUUUUUGGAGACGGAGUCUCGCUCUGUCACCCAGGCUGGAGUGCAGUGGUGUGAUCUCGGCUCACUGCCAGUUCCGCCUCCCGGGUUCACGCCAUCCUUCUGCCUCAGCCUCUCCAGUAGCUGGGACUACAGGCGCCCACCACCACGCCUGGCUAAUUUUUUGUAUUUUUUUUAGUAGAGACGGGGUUUCACCAUGGUCUCGAUCUCCUGACCUCGUGAUCUGCCCGCCUCGGCCUCCCAAGGUGCUGGGAUUACAAGCGUGAGCCACCGUGCCCGGCCUCAAAAGUAUUUUUAAAAAAAGAAAGAAGAAAAUAGAAAAAGUAAAAUAGCUGGAAGGUAGGCAAGAUUUAAGAAGAAUCACUGCUGGCUUCCUGGGCAUGGCCGUAGCCGUCCUUCUCUGCGGCUGCAUUGUGGCCACAGUCAGUUUCUUCUGGGAGGAGAGCUUGACCCAGCACGUGGCUGGACUCCUGUUCCUCAUGACAGGGAUAUUUUGCACCAUUUCCCUCUGUACUUAUGCAGCCAGUAUCUCUUAUGAUUUGAACCGGCUCCCAAAGCUAAUUUAUAGCCUGCCUGCUGAUGUGGAACAUGGUUACAGCUGGUCCAUCUUUUGCGCCUGGUGCAGUUUAGGCUUUAUUGUGGCAGCUGGAGGUCUCUGCAUCGCUUAUCCGUUUAUUAGCCGGACCAAGAUUGCACAGCUAAAGUCUGGCAGAGACUCCACGGUAUGACUGUCCGCACUGGGCCUGUCCACAGUGCGAGUGACUCCUGAGGGGAACGGCGCGGAGUUCAGGAUUCCAAGCACAAAGCGGUCUUUUACAUUCCAACCUGUUGCCUGCCAGCCCUUUCUGGAUUACUGAUAGAAAAUCAUGCAAAACCUCCCAACCUUUCUAAGGACAAGACUACUGUGGAUUCAAGUGCUUUAAUGACUAUUUAUGUGUUGACUGUGAGAAUAGGGAGCAGUGCCAUGGGACAUUUCUAGGUGUAGAGAAAGAAGAAACUGCAAUGGAAAAAUUUGUAUGAUUUCCAUUUAUUUCAGAAAGUUUGUAUGUAACAAUUACCUGAGAGUCAUUUCUACUUGCAAAAGGAUUCGUAACAAAGCGAGUAUAAUUUUCUUGUCACUGUAUCAUGCUUGUAAAUUUUAAUGCAGCAUCUUCAGAACUUGUCCUGAUGGUGUCUUAUUGUGUCAGCACCAAAUAUUUGUGCAUUAUUUGUGGAUGUUCCUUGUCACAGGAAGAUUUCUUCUUCUGUUGCCUUAUUUUUUUUUUUUUUUUUAAGUCUCCGUCUUUGGACUGGAAUCGAAAUAAUAAGAUAAACCGAUCAAACAUGCUUAAAGAGCUAACUCGUGACACUAUGCAGUAUUGUUUGAAGACCUGUUGUUCAACCUCUGUCUCUUUAUGUUAACUGGAUUUCUGCAUUAAAUGACUGCCCCCUUGUUAA
Molecule: messenger RNA, 3224 nt
Organism: Symphalangus syndactylus (siamang)
Lineage: Eukaryota; Metazoa; Chordata; Mammalia; Primates; Hylobatidae
Gene: TMEM178A
Product: transmembrane protein 178A
Biological process (GO): negative regulation of osteoclast differentiation; regulation of cytosolic calcium ion concentration
Cellular component (GO): endoplasmic reticulum membrane
Source: RefSeq, a predicted model, not a curated record